ACAACUUUUCCAGAGGAACUCGCAGUACAACGCGUUCAGUCGCUUAAAGAGCUGGAAAUUAACAAAGUAGCCGCAAACACCAGCCGGAGACGUGCUUAGGAAUCAGCGGAACUAUUACAUUUUGACUUUGAGUGUAUAUAAUUUGAAGUCGUUUUCAAUUCAUAUAUUUAACUCAACAACUGGCGACUUAUUUGGAAGUUACGAUGAUGAGGAAUCUGCGGUUGUUGUUCAUCGUCGGGCUGGCGACUGGUUUUAUCAGUGAAAAGCUCUUUGUCUCCUCGCAGACGACCUUCUCCGCGACAGAUGACCUGUACCUAGAAGGCCGAUCGUCAGGUGACCUCCCUAUAGAUGACGAAGAUGGUGAUGGUGAUGAUGACGGCUCAGGCUCUGGAUCUGGAGACUAUACUUUCAGCAACUUCCCAGUUGAAGAGGAGAAACUUGGGAGUUUUCUCAACUUCUCUCACACCACUCUCUCCAAAGAAAUGGUUCCCACUGGACCACCAUCAGCAGCCUCUCCUCUCAGCCCAUCGACCACAGCAGCAACCACAGUGACGGACGCAGAGACGACGGCGUUCAUAUUGCAUAAUGGGGAAAACCCUGACGAUGAGGUUGCAGGUCCAGCAGGUGAUGGGUUCACACAGGCUACCAGUAGCAGCCCCAGCUCCACCACCAUGCCUCCCAGUGAAACUACUGCAACCAAAUUCAGCAUAGACAUCACUGUGUUCAAUGACAAGGACAACAGUCUGGAUACGUGGGAUGUCUCGACACCCAAAAACCGUGGAGAUGAAGUCCAGGUCGAAAAUGAUAUUCUGGCCGAAAAUGCCCGAGGUAACAGGAUAUAUGACAUGGGGUCUCCUGAGGAUGUGACCUCAGAGAAUAUGUGGGAAAGGACAGAAGUGCUGGCAGCGGUGAUAGCAUGUGGAGUGGUUGGAUUCCUCUUUGCUGUGUUUCUCCUCCUCUUCCUCGCCUACCGUAUGAAGAAGAAAGACGAAGGUAGCUACAACCUGGGAGACACCAAACUUUCCACUACAGCCUAUCAAAAAGCACCUACCAAAGAGUUCUACGCCUGAACUCGCCAACAGGGAAAUUAAAUGAAGUCUUUCUCCUCCCGAUCACGACUACGAAUGGAUUUAUUAACAACUGAAGACGAUUCCUCUGGCUGAAGUUUAAAGUCAAGCCCCUCUGUUCUUCUUUAAAAAAAAAAAAAACCCGAAAAGAAACGAAAAAAAGAAAGAAGAACAAAAAAACGUUCAUGCCUUCAUUCUCUGCUACAGUGUCACGUCUUUCUUUAUGAUGUUCAUUGUUUGUGAAGAAGUUAUGCAUAAAAAUACAUUCCUAUCAUUACAUUCUGGGGAAGGAGUUGGACAUUAAAUACACAUCCUACAUUUCAAGAAAGGAAUCUUUUCCAGAGUAUCAAGAUAGAUCCCAAAAUGUUCAAGUAUUGAAAACGCUGCGCUUUACGUCUCUUGAACCACACUCGGCGGGACUUGGUUCGGCAUCACUGAUCCACUGAUCCAGUGUCCCAUUUGCCCGAGCUCCAGUCAGAACUAUCCGAGCUCGGAUGAAGUUCAAAGAAAUGUAUGAAUAGCCAUAACACAUUUUAAAUACUGUUAUUUGGAAAGGUAUCAGAUAUGGGAUUAUUAUUAUUAUUAUCAAGGGCCUUGGAAAAAUGUAAACCCUUUUCCCUUUUUAUUUUAAACCAAAAUGACUCGGUAUUUUACCGUGUUACAUUUCAUUUUCUGUACGCUUUGUUUUGCUGAAUUGAAGAUUUUUGUUGAAAGAAAUCCAUGUUUUUUUCAUAUGCUGUCCAGUAUUGGUACGAAAGAUUUUGUUACCUUGUAGGUACACAUCUGUGUUGUUUUCUCACAGAUAUUUGACAUAUAAGAACUGACCAAAUAUAAAUGUGCUAUAAUUGUUUUCGUAAAGUUAUUUUUAGUAGCAUUAUGUUUAAGAGAUUUCCACAAGACUUUUAUUAUAUUCUUACAGUGGUAGCUUUGUCGGGCCCUUAACCUUGCAUCCAACAUUGGUAAAAUUGUCAGGACUAUUUAAUGACUUGGGUGCCUGUGGAGCACGGUUGCUAAAUUAGAGCCAAGAUUAAUGACUAUAAUUCAGAAACUGUAGACGUGACCAACGUUUUCUCAAGCACAUUCCUUUCUGACUGUCAAAUGUAUACAGCUAUAGCAAGCUUGAACUCAACGGGACUGGGACAAUGUACAUGACAGGACUAUCACAAAUAAGUCAUUUUUUUGCACACUUUUUAAUUUGUUAAAAUGUAAGUUAGUGUAAGCAUGUCGGAUGUAAAAACGCUCAUGACCACAUCAAACCAACCAAAGGAGCAUGGGAGUUUCCAGACGUGAGAGGCUUCAUACAGGAGGCCGUUAAACCACACGGGAGUAUUCCCUUUCCUUUUUUUUGGCCAUAAUUGUUAUUCCUAUAGAGCGUGUUAAUUAUAUGUUAGUAAAAAUAUUGGGUAAUUGUCCUAUGUAUAGUCUGUGAGAAAUGUUAACACCAGCUGUUUACUGCUUAUUAUGUGUCAAAGAAUACUUUUCACAUCAGCCUCUUAUUGAAAUGGGACAACUGUUGACGCAGCGCUAUCUGUGGCCUUACAAUCUCUGAAAAGGUCAAAUUAAAACAAUCAUUAAAAAAUUACUUUGGUUAUCCAAAUGACUGGAAUAAAUACAGGGAAGUUGGGCUGCGGUGACAUCUGUUGUGCACUGGAAUCCGUGCUUCACAGAACAUUGUCUAUUGAUUCAUGGUUGUUUUGACCUUCGAGCUGUUCCUCAACUGGAAUAUUUCUGUUCCAGUGUUUCAGAAGAAUUCGUCACCAUUCCUUACCAACGGAAAUUUCAGAGACAUGUCUGUCAUAAACGUUACUCCUUGAGGAUAGGGGCAACGGGUUAGCACUUGCAGAUGACACAUAAUAACCUCUCUCUUCCAGGAUCUCUGUAAAUGUAUACUGUAUGUUGAUGAUACUAUAGUGUAUAUGUAUUCAGGGUAAAAUGUCAAUGACAAAUUGGGAUUGUAUAGUAUUUACACAUGACCGAAACCUCUGUGUGCCUACUGCUCUGUUUUAUUUUUUUAUAUUUAUGUUUAAAGUGUAUUUGACAAGUCUUGGUUGAAUUAAUUUGUUCAGUGUCUCGCUUUAAAAAAAUAUGUUCUUUUAUAUGAAUGCAUUUAAUACAUUAUUAAAUAAUAAUAAUACAUUAUUUGUAAAUAUAUAGAAUCUUUCAUAUGCCUUUUAAUCAAACUUGAAUAUGUAUUGACUCGAGCCUUGAUUUGAACCCAUAAACACCUAAACAAUGGUGGGGACCAACACAUGAGGUGGCCAAUCGAGAAAUGUCUUGCUGAAAUAAUGUAUCUUACAAGGUUCACUACUGUAUAAAAGAUGUGGCUUUAAUGCAA
Molecule: messenger RNA, 3402 nt
Organism: Pseudoliparis swirei
Lineage: Eukaryota; Metazoa; Chordata; Actinopteri; Perciformes; Liparidae
Product: syndecan-2-like
Exons: 5
Coding region: 204-1070 (288 amino acids)
Biological process (GO): cell migration
Cellular component (GO): membrane; cell surface
Source: RefSeq, a predicted model, not a curated record